This is a messenger RNA of Prunus armeniaca (apricot), 723 nucleotides long. The record is from the annotation of a GenBank genome assembly. NCBI's taxonomy places the organism in Eukaryota, Viridiplantae, Streptophyta, Magnoliopsida, Rosales, Rosaceae.
AUGCCACACGUGGUCCUCCAUCACCCACUCCUCACGCCCUGCCUUUCUCACCUUCCAUCAUCAUCAUCAACAUCAAGCUUUCCAAUUCGAACCCAGAAAUCAACGGCCUGGAUUUCCCAAAGAAAUCAUGCGGGUCUGUUCCGCUGGCAUCCCACCACCACCAUAAGGUGCAUGGCUAACCCUCGCAGAGUUGCAAUGGUGGCUAAGCAGAUAAGGAGGGAGCUUUCUGAUAUGCUCUUAACUGAUAAUGUCUUGCAGUACGCUAUUCUUCCUGAGGUCGCUUUGGGUGCUGACCGUUAUCUCUCUUCUUUGACCACCAUUAGUGAUGUUGAAGUUUCUACUGACUUGCAGGUGGUUAAAGUAUAUGUUUCUGUUUUCGGCGAUGAAAGAGGAAAGGAGGUUGCCCUUGCGGGGCUAAAGUCAAAAGCCAAAUAUGUCCGCGGUGAAUUGGGAAAGCGUAUGAAGCUGCGGUUGACUCCUGAGAUACGCUUCAUAGAAGACGAGUCUUUAGAGAGAGGAAGCAGGGUUAUUGCAAUAUUAGAUAAGAUAAAGAAUGAAAAGAAAGAUCCCGACAUUCAAGAUGAGGAGCAAUUGGAAUCAUCCGAGGCACCUCAGGAUGACACAGAUUGGGAGGGCAUGGCUUUGCUUGGCAGCAGGCAAACACCAUACGUCACAAUGCUAACCGGACAGAAGAAACUCCUCGCAGUUGGAGCCAUCUUUUGA